CUCCCACCUCUGAAUUUCACAGUCCCAGCACCUCUUCCCCUCGCAAUUUCACUGUCCUUCACUUUUACCGCGCAGUAACAAAGCAAAUAAAAAUGAUAACCACUCCGUAGACCGUAGACGAAGGUGAAAACCACUGGCUUACCGGGAACAACCGGUGGAAAAGGGGCAGGAUAGAGACCCAAUUUAGCUGGGUUUCAGAAACGGGAAAGUAUAUGAAGGGCUUUGAAGGAAGACAGCUCUUUUUGCAGAGAGGGAAAUUGAUGGCCACAUUCUCUCACUGCUCUUAUCUUCUUCUCUCUUCUCUCUUCUCUCUUCACGCUAUAGCUAAUCUUUCGAGGUUAUAAGAACCAAAUACACCCAAAUCCUCACGUCUUUGGUGGCUCUCAUUUAUUAUUAUUAUUUUCAAGAGAAUUUCAUGGAGUUCGAGGAUCAAGAGGAGCACGAGGAAGAGAUGGAGCUGGGCGGCGCCAGCUACGACUCCAUGGGCAACUCGGGUCGGGUCAAAAUGUCGAGCUCGGGCGGAGUCGGAGUCGGAGGAUCCGAGCUAGCCGUGGCUCAGCAGCAGCCGAAGAAGCCCAGGUACCGGGAGUGCCUGAAAAACCACGCUGUGAACCUCGGCGGCCACGCGCUCGACGGCUGCGGCGAGUUCAUGCCGGCCGGAGCCGAGGGCACCCUAGACGCCCUCAAAUGCGCCGCCUGCAACUGCCACCGAAACUUCCACCGCAAAGAGACCGACAGCCACGCAGCCGGCGCCGGAGCAGCCGACCCCUACCUUCAGGUGGCACACCACCCGCAAUUCUCGGCGUACUAUCGGACGCCGGCGGGGUACCUGCACGUGGCGCCGCAGCAUCACCGGCCGCUGGCGUUGCCGUCAACUUCUGGAGGGCACAGCCGGGAGGAGCAGGAGGAGGACAUGUCGAACCCGAGCGGCGGCGGCGGAGGCGGUGGGUCGGCGUCGAAGAAGAGGUUUAGAACGAAGUUCACGCCGGAGCAGAAAGACAGGAUGCUGGCGCUGGCUGAGAGGCUGGGGUGGAGGAUCCAGAAGCACGACGAGGCGGUGGUGCAGCAGUUCUGUAACGAGACUGGGGUCCAGCGUCACGUCCUCAAGGUGUGGAUGCACAACAACAAGCACACCCUGGGUAAGAAGCCCUAGCUAGGAAGAACCAAACCCCACCAAAACGAAACAAAAGCAAACGAGUCUCUCUUUUGUAGCUAAGCCUAGGCAUUGAAGAAGGAUUUUCCUUUUUUGGUUUUCUAUCCAUUAUUGAUCUCUCUGCACUGAAAGUAAGACCGCUAUGGGUUUAUUUUGAAUGAAUUGGAGGUGGGAAUUUGUGUCGCUGACUUUCUCGGGAUUUUAGUUGGGUUUUAGGGUUUUCUUCUCUCUCUCUUUUUUUUUUUUUUCUUUUUGUUUCUUAAUCUUUGUCGGAGGGUUUUCCAUUUAGCUAGUGGUGGUGUUCUAAUGGAAAUUUGUCAACUUGGAUUAGAGUA
Corylus avellana is the source of this 1488-nucleotide messenger RNA. Its product is annotated as zinc-finger homeodomain protein 2. Gene Ontology annotation, biological process: regulation of DNA-templated transcription; regulation of developmental process. The record is from RefSeq and is a predicted model, not a curated record. Gene Ontology annotation, cellular component: nucleus. Gene Ontology annotation, molecular function: transcription cis-regulatory region binding; DNA-binding transcription factor activity. NCBI's taxonomy places the organism in Eukaryota, Viridiplantae, Streptophyta, Magnoliopsida, Fagales, Betulaceae.